AACGAUGAAGAUGCGAUGAGAGCCAUAGAUCUUAUGUAUGAUGCAGCACUAGUUUCUAGUGGGUUCACGCCUGAGAAUCCAGCAGAGCUUGGUGGGAAGAUAUAUGAGAUGAUGGGUGUUGCUCUUUCCGGGAAAUGGUCAAGCCCUGAGGUUCAGCCGCAGCAGCAGCAUAUGGCACAUUCUCACAAUGCAGAGCUCUUAGAAGCUGAAGUGGUUGAACCAGUCGAAGUGGAUGGGAAGAAAUGAACAGAAGCCUAAUAUCCUCUGGCCUGUAACGAUUCUCAGUUUCUCAUACCAUCAUAUUCUUCUUUGUUUAGUAGCAGCAGCAGCAUAAGUAGAACUCCAGAUUUUUUGCAUUUUAGCAUCAAUGGGAGCAAUGAGCCAAUGAUAUUCUCUAGCUAUGAUGGACAGAUUGAGAAUGUUGAGCUAUUAAAAUUAAUUUGUUCCUCGUUAUAAUAAUCUUAUAAUAAUCUUAUUAGCGUUGACUCCUUGAUUUGAAAGGAUAAAUCUUGUUUUGUUUUUUAAGGAAAAGUUUUGAGGCUUUACUGCACGAAAUUAAAACUAUAAGUCAACGCUCAACACAAAUCGACGGUUACCGUUACCGUCUGGUCAGGUUAAUCGUUAGUCAUUCAGAACCUGCACCUGUAGCAUCUUCUUCAAUAGAAAAAAUAAAAAAUAAAUAAAUAAGGAGCUUCCAUUGUGUCUCAGGCUUCUUCUUCUUUGGUCCUCUACGGCUCGUAAUCAUAUCUCCGAUGGGCACAUCAUCUGGAUCCAAUCUCCCUCACCAGAUGCUACCUCCACGCCAGCAACUACAAACUGAUCCCCACAUCUUUCACAAGAGAUGCAUAAACACAUCUUGCCAAAACCAACUCCCGGCUGAUGAUUGUCCCUGCGAGAUAUGUGCCAAUAGGAAAGGCUUCUGCAACCUUUGCAUGUGUGUGAUCUGUAGCAAGUUCGACUUUCAAGUCAACACAUGCCGCUGGAUUGGCUGUGAUGUGUGUUCUCAUUGGGCUCAUACGGAUUGUGCUAUUAGGGAGGGAGAGAUCUCCAAGGAAGAAAUGCUGUUCAAGUGCCGUGCGUGCAACCGUACUUCUGAGCUGUUAGGUUGGGUUAGAGAUGUGUUUCAGCACUGUGCACCAAAUUGGGAUAGGGAGGGUUUGAUGAAGGAACUCGAUUUUGUGAGUAGGAUUUUCCGUGGAGGGGAAGAUACAAGAGGCAAGAAACUGGUCUGCAAAUGUGAGGAACUUAUCAACAAGAUUAAAGGUGGCUUGGCAGAAGCAACAGCUGCCAAAUUGUUACUGAUGUUUUUCCAAGAAAGUGAAGUGGACUCUCCAAAGAGCCUUGAAAACGAGGGAAUGAUCGCACCUCAAGAUGCAUGCAACCGUAUUGCUGAAGUUGUAAAGCAAACACUGAGGAAAAUGGAGAUAGUAGGCGAGGAAAAGACGAGGAUGUACAACAAAGCGCUGUUGGGGCUUGAAGAAUGCGAGAGAGAGAUGGAAGAGAAAGCAAAGGAAGUGUCGGAGCUGAAGCUGGAGAUGGAGAAGAAGAAACAACAGAUAGAAGAGGUGGGGAGGAUCGUGAGGCUGAAAGAAGCAGAGGCAGAGAUGUUUCAGUUGAAAGCAAACCAGGCGAAAGUGGAAGCAGAGAGGUUGGAGAGGAUUGUGAAAGCGAAAAGGGAGAAGACAGAGGAGGAGUACGUGAGUAACUACUUGAAACAGAGGCUGAGGGAAGCAGAGGCAGAGAAAGAGUAUAUGUUUGAAAAGAUGAAAGAGCAAGAAAGUGGUGGUGAGGCGUUAAAAUUUAGCGAAAUGCUUCAUCGAUACGAUGCCCCGUCACGCCAAGAGUAGAUACUUAAUGCUUGUUUGUGUGUGUGUGUUUGUUGUGGAUGGGGUAUGGGUGAGAUCUCGACAUAGAGUCGAUUGGCGCUCUCCGUUUGAUGAAAUUGAUGCGAUGAAAGUGUGUGUGCAUUAAAGCUUAGUUUCUUUGGGUGUGGUGGUUGUACUUCUCCCGGUUAGGUUCUGGUGGUUGCCGUGUUUCCGGCGACGUUUUGCAAUUUGGGAAGACGGUGGUGUCUCCUUCCAGCACGUGGCCUUCGUUCUCGUGCUUUGAACACGUGGUAGAAAUGUGACUGUUUCUUCCUUUGAUAUGAGUGAACUUGGGCUAUUGUUGGGCUUCGCUUUUUCGGUUUAUGCUGUGGACUUGCAUGCCUUAUGAAUGCCCU
Molecule: messenger RNA, 2221 nt
Organism: Brassica oleracea var. oleracea
Lineage: Eukaryota; Viridiplantae; Streptophyta; Magnoliopsida; Brassicales; Brassicaceae
Product: protein OBERON 1-like
Exons: 4
Coding region: 753-1847 (364 amino acids)
Cellular component (GO): nucleus
Source: RefSeq, a predicted model, not a curated record